UUCCUGUGAGGACCGACUUCGAUGAGGAACUCUGUUAAAACGAGCAGCCUCACAGAUCCCUCUGAGAGAAAGUUCCAGGUCAGACGAGCAGGCAAGAUGAGAGCUCGAGGAGCCAACGGAACGACUGGGCAAACGCAAAAUGUCAGUCAACGGCUGGACUACAACCAAAGCCAGAUCCAACAGUUUUUCAUUGCUGGGGGAGAGCUGGGGCUCAAACAAUACUACACAGAGCUCUCUGUUUGCAUCUUGGUGGUCUACAUUCUAGUAGUUAUUGGUAACUCUAUGGUUUGCACUGUGGUGGUGCUGGAGACCAAACUGCACACACCCAUGUACAUUUUCCUCGGCAAUCUCUCCUUCGCAGACAUCAUCAUCACAACCAGUGUUUUCCCCAAGAUGAUAUCUGUGGGCUUACUGAAUGACCUUGCCAUUUCUUUCACAGGGUGCUUCUUGCAGCUGAACACCUAUUUGACAUUUCAGUCUAUUGAGAGUGUUAUCCUGGCUGUCAUGGCCUAUGACCGCUACGUGGCCGUUUGUAAUCCUCUACGCUACAAUGAAAUUGUCACGCCUAGGGUGUGUGCUCUGCUCUCAGUCUUCGCUUGGACUUGUGGAACUUUAGUGCCUCUUCCAACUGUAAUUCCUUCAUCAAGGUUACCUUAUUGCGGGGACCAAGUCAUGUUCUGGUUUUGUGAUUUCCCUCCUGUCGUUUCACUGUCCUGCUUGGACUCAGCAUUGUUGCUGCUUGCAGCUCUCGUGAACGCCUCGGUAGUCAUUGUUUUCCCUGUAUUUGUCAUCAUUUGGACAUACUGGAAAAUAAUUUUAGCGGUUUGUAAAAUUAAAUCUGCCGAUGGCCGUAUGAAGGCCUUCUCCACCUGCUCCUCACAUCUCAGUGUUGUAAUCCUGUUCUAUUGUUCACAUCUGUGUGUCUAUCUCAGUGCCAUGGUAAGAAAUGUUCAUCCGAAUGUUCUCAUCUUGGUCUCCAUCGUCAACUGUUUCCUGACUCCAUUUGCGAACCCCAUCAUUUACAGCUUGAGAAACAAAGAGUUAAAGGCUGCUAUUGUAAAACACUUCCACAUAAAUAAGAUAUUAAUGUGAUAUAAGUGUUAAUCUUGUUUACAUCCUCUGUAAAUUCCCCAAUAAACGUUUCCUUUAUCCUUGUGUGUCUAGAUGUAUGCUGUGAAAAUCAUAGGCCAUUAUGAGACUGUAUUUCAUUUGAGGCAGAGAAUGGGGUGGUGCUUUUAUAUUUAUUAUUAUUAUUAUUAUUAUUAUUAUUUACUUAUAAAAGACCGGGUCGUUAAUUUUUAUCAUGCAGUUUUUGUAUUUACUUCCCCAUAAACUAUUUAUCUAUUCGGUCGCACUGCAUCUCCCAACACUGGAACCACAUCACUUGUUCUCUGGCUUAACACUGGAGUUUGGCUAUUCAAAGUACUGAGACUGAUGGGUAGCAAUGGGACUUCAAAAACUGUUGAAGAAAAAUGCUUUAAUAAGAUUAAACCUGUCGCAACAAGAAGUUGUAGAUGCUUUGCAUGAUUAAGUUUUGAUGUGCCAGAGAACGAGCUUUGCUUACUCCCAAACUUUGAAGUCUUACAUAAAAGUAAUUAACAAAUUAAUAUAUUUUCUUUGUGAACUGUUUUAAUUCUAAUAGUUUUUGUGCUUCGAUUAUAUAGUAAUUCAAUAUCUGUUCUAAUAUUUUAUUUCAAUAUUUUUAGCAGAUUGAGAAUAUUUUGAGAUGAUGAAUAUAGAAUACAACAGUAUACAAUAUAUAGAAUUUUACACCUCUAAAGACCCACAAUGUCAUGUGGUUACCUUUUGUCUCAAAAUGGCCUUUUUGAAAACUCGCCUAGAUAUAACUCAGAAAAAAACAAUGCACAAUGCUCAUUUUUGGUGGUAUUGUCAUCAAAAAAAAACAGGAUUUGUCCAGCAUUUUGGCUGUCGCUGCAUUGUGUCUCUAAGCCCACCAGGGACAGCCACAAGCGCCCCCCCCCGGGCAAAGCAAUGAAGAGACUUAUAAACUAAAAGAAGAUUGUUAAACUCAUAAUAAGAUGAUAAAACGCUAAUUUCUUUAUAUGUGUGAAACCAUUUACAGAUUUGUGACUUUUGGACAAAAACACCUCCAUACGAUCCAUGCCAGUGGAUAGCACAGAUUCAGAUUCUCUGGUUCUGAUCAAGAAAGUACAAAAGGAACAACGAGUACAGCACCAAACAGAGAGGAGCAUGAAUCUGUGUCAAGAGACUACUCUGAGUAGCUGAUGGAUUUUUGGACCAAUUAACAUCCUAUGUGGAGCUGCAGGACAAGUUCUCCUGGGACCAGUUGUUUGCACAACAAUACAAACCCUGAGGAGAAUUCCCAAUGCAGGUUACUUCAGAAAGUCGGAAAAGCUACAGAGCUCAAUUUAAGCGUUUCUCUCUCUGUAUGAAUACAUUUGAAUGACAGAUAAGUAAAAUUAGCAAAUGUACAAUUCAGCUUCAGACUACUACUGAAACAAUCUGAAAUUGUUAAUUAUAA
Messenger RNA from Anguilla rostrata (American eel), 2503 nucleotides. Its product is annotated as olfactory receptor 2D2-like. NCBI's taxonomy places the organism in Eukaryota, Metazoa, Chordata, Actinopteri, Anguilliformes, Anguillidae. Gene Ontology annotation, biological process: G protein-coupled receptor signaling pathway. Bases 22 to 1092 code for a protein of 356 amino acids. Gene Ontology annotation, molecular function: olfactory receptor activity; G protein-coupled receptor activity. The transcript is spliced from 2 exons. Gene Ontology annotation, cellular component: membrane. The record is from RefSeq and is a predicted model, not a curated record.